Messenger RNA from Dioscorea cayenensis subsp. rotundata (Guinea yam), 1456 nucleotides. RefSeq lists its product as uncharacterized. The record is from RefSeq and is a predicted model, not a curated record. The coding region runs from base 234 to 1301 and encodes 355 amino acids. Lineage: Eukaryota; Viridiplantae; Streptophyta; Magnoliopsida; Dioscoreales; Dioscoreaceae. The transcript is spliced from 7 exons.
CUUUCGACGGUUUAAGCCCUAAAAUUGAGAAAUUUUUACGUUUUCGUUUCAAUUUGCCGCCCAAUUUUCAGAACCCCGCUUCGCUGUUCGCUCUCUCCUUCCCAAUGCCCAGCUGCUUCUCCAUCUCUUCACCUUCGCAAUGACCCUCAAUUUGCUCUCUCUGAUGGAGAAAUCGUGAUUUCACGGUCCUAGGCUGAUUGCACGAGUUGUUAUCUUGGAAAAAGAUCAGUGAUAUGGCUACUUCAUCUCCUGUCCCGAGUAAUAAGAGUGCUGACUCUGUGGUUGCUACUAGUACAACCUCCAAUGGCAACACAACUCCUCAAAGGUCACUUAUGUUUGAAAUGCCAAAGCAAAACCUCCGUGGAAUGAACAAGCCUAAGUGUAUCAAAUGUGGCAAUGUCGCUCGUUCAAGGUGUCCUUUUCAAUCCUGCAAGAAUUGCUGUGCAAAAGCACAAAAUCCAUGCCAUAUUCAUGUCUUGAAAACCAAUGGUACUUUACCGGACAAGGCACCCAACUCUACCUCGCCUGCAUCGGAAGCUCCAUCUGCUGAUUUGCCUUCUACAGGGGCUUCUUGGAGGCUUAAUUCCCUUAGGCAGCUUUCGACCACCUUUGUCAAUACCCUUCGAGUUCGGAAACCUCUUUCACGAAAGGAUGCUAUAAAUAUAAACAAGUGGAGAUUUUCAAGGUUGAAGCAAUACAAUGAUGGAGAAAUCGAGGCUGAAAAUGAAGCUUUUGAAAGAUACAUGGAGAAUGUGAGGUUGUUGGAGGAAACAUUCCAUACGGGAGAACUGGUGAAAUCAGAAGAACUAAUCACGUCAGAAACUGAUUCUUCUGCUGAGAAAGUUCAGAAGUUGAUUUCUGAGAUAAAAGUGAAACUAAAAUCAAAUGCUGAACGAGCAGAAAGCAUCCGGAAGAGAGUUCGGAAUCUUGUGGAUCAGAAAUUGGGGAACUUGCAGUCUGCAGGGCUUGUGGACGAUGAGAACUUUUCAGGCACUGAUGAUCUUGAUGGCGACAAUGUCGCAAAACGAGCAAAGAUAGAAAAAUGGCGAGUUGAAAGGACUGUGGCAGUGGAUGCAUUAAUCGAUAAAUUGAACAAAGCCCGAAGUGAGGAUGACUUGAAAUCAUGUUUGGAAACAAAGCAGCUGUUGUUUAAUCAAACAAAAAACAUGGAUGAUCUUCUUUCUCAUUUAUGUUCUCAUUCACUGUGCAACAAGACAUACACCGCUGUCGAUGUAAACCAAGACUCUCUAGCUAAUGUCAAUGCCGAAUUCUCCGCACUCGAUCAAGUUGCAGAACUAUGACUCAAGCUGUCUAACAAUUGGGAUCUUCGACUUUAGAUUAGUUGACAAAUAGAUGGCCAAAAGUUUUUGAUGUAUGUUAUUUUUUUUCCCUUUUUCUUUGUAUUAGAUUUCCAUUUGUGAAUAGACAAAAAUGAAAUCAUUCUUAUCGUUUGGAA